This is a messenger RNA of Anopheles maculipalpis, 1089 nucleotides long. RefSeq names its product AF4/FMR2 family member lilli-like. Lineage: Eukaryota; Metazoa; Arthropoda; Insecta; Diptera; Culicidae. The coding region runs from base 1 to 1089 and encodes 362 amino acids. The transcript has a single exon. The record is from RefSeq and is a predicted model, not a curated record.
AUGGGUGCCGCCAGUACUGGAGCCGAAUCGCUGGAGUGCUGCAAUACUGCACCUCCCACUAGCACCGCCUCUUCGCCUCCGCUUCCGCCCAACCAGUCCGCAAACCGGACCAGCACCGUCCAGCAGCCGGCCACGGUGGCAGUACCACCACACCGGACCGGUACCGCUAUGCCAGCGUCCAUUUUGAAUUCUGCCACGCAACCGCCCACUGUCACGUUGCCGACGCCGCCACCACCGCCACCGCCCACCACCGUCUAUCUUGCAACCCAGCACCACUACGCGCACGGCAAGGACGAGCGCAAAAAGCUUGACAUCGAGAACAACAACAGCCAGCAGCAAAUGCAUCAGCAACAGCAACCGCCCGCAACGGUGCUGCCGGUCCAGCAAAACGGUGUCGGGCACCAUCUGUACGUGAACCCGGUACAGGCAAAUGGGCUUAACAUUGAGCUAUACCUCCAGCAAGCGUUCCUGGACGAGCACGAGUACUUCAAUCAGCUGAACAACAACAACAGUAACAACAUACACACGAAGCUGGCGCCGCUUGCCACCGCCGGUACGGUGUCGCUUUACUCCGAGUACACCGUCGACACGCCGCACACGGUCGACGACUCCAAUCUGUCCGGGUCCUGCCAAUGUUUCUUCGCCCGGUACUGCAAAACGCGGCGCCGUUCGUCCUCCGCCUCUACCGCCACCUGCUGUCACGGGGGUGGUACGGGUGGUGGCGCGGGUGGUGGUGUGUCCGAGAACCAAACGAAGGGAUCGCAAGGCAAGGCAGCUGCCAAGGCGAAGCGGGGUCUGCCGACGGUAAAGGAACAGGAGCAACCAAAGCCCAAACCUCACCCCACCGGUCCGGCAGGCGGUGGUGGGGGUGGUGGAGGCGCUGCUGCACGGAAUCGGGGUGCAGCUGGGCGGGGUGCUGGCGCCACCGAUACCGAUCCACUCAUGAGACGUCCGCGCCGCAAGAAGGACUCGAGCGAGCAGGACCUCUCCGCGAAGUUCCAGCAGCAAAACCAACAGCAGCAACAGCAGCAACAACCGGCCGCUAGCAAUGGGGACGCUGGCCGACAGCAGCAACAACAAUCGAAGUAA